Molecule: messenger RNA, 3236 nt
Organism: Aspergillus homomorphus CBS 101889
Lineage: Eukaryota; Fungi; Ascomycota; Eurotiomycetes; Eurotiales; Aspergillaceae
Exons: 1
Coding region: 376-3144 (922 amino acids)
Biological process (GO): translational elongation
Molecular function (GO): translation elongation factor activity; GTPase activity; GTP binding
Source: RefSeq, a predicted model, not a curated record
CUCACGCGCGCCGUUGAAGAUGAUCCGACUCCUCCCUUGAUCAGCAAAGUCCAACGUCGUUUGCUGUCUCUUUGACUCUAUUGCAGAACCGCAUUUUAUGUUUCUUUGGUCAAGCUGUGCCGGGUGUCUUUCCUCUAGCUAGCCUCUUCCAUCCCAAGAUGCUUGUUUCAGUAUCGUUCUAUGGUUAUUGUGAAGGACUACGAACAAUAGGCUAUACAAAAGCGCGUCGAAUAUAGGGAAAUCGCUUCAACGCAGACCUGCUCAAGGCCUGCUGAGGAAGAGGACGCACAUACUCUACGUCUGCUGCUGCCGAAAUACCAUUUCUGCUACUGCUCUCGAAUCUCCUUACAUUGGUUCUAGCUGACCGCCAUCAAAAUGGCAUCUGUCUUUACCUAUGACCCUGACCCCCCAAGGGUAUCAUCCCCAUGGUCGACGUCGGGCUCCUCCACUCCUCAGGUGGCAGCCACCAGUAAUCGCGUGGUGCCGCGGACCCGAUCCAGCACGACUCUGGACCGGGCCGACCCCGACCUGCUGUCGGAUUAUGGCAUUGCAAAGCUCGAGCCAGAACCGCAAGAGGGCCCUACGGAGUACAAAUUGCAUCUGCUCCUGCGUCCCCGCCGUCCGUUUGUCGCUAUGUCCACGGGCCAUCUGGUGGGGGGCUCGUAUCAUUUCCGAGCGAGUCUGUCCAACGCGAGUCCUACGCCGUCGAGCUACGAAGCAACGGCAAGGACGCCCCAGGCCCGCUCGACGGAGAGUCGUCAACAAAGACUGGAGCACUUGACUACGCAGUUGCUCUGGCGCCUGCAGCAGUCGUCACCGUUCCACUCGUCUACGACUGCUAACCUUGUCCUCCCCGUGCUUCCAGAUGCCACUCCCCACUUGGGGGCGCCGCAGAAACCAGCCCGGCUGCUCCCGGGUCUUGAGGAGAGUCAGGGGGCGUUGUACGAAAUCGGUGUUGCCGAUGACGGGACAUUCGUCGGCCUUACCGUUGACGAGCUGGAAGAAAGCUUGUCCACUCUGCAGGUCAUGGCGGCCAGCCUGGGCUGCAAGGUUGAGAUCCUUCGGAGGGUCAUUGUUGGCAAGUGCGAGUGGGUCGAAGAUCCCGGUAAUGCCAAUGCUGAUGCUGGUAAGGUUCAUACGGAGAGCCUUUGGGUUGCGGAGGCUCUCGUGAGCCCCGACUGGGAGUUCUACCGCGUCAAGUCUCCGAAGACAGGAUGGGAAAAGGAGGAAUCUUCCACGAGCAGCAACCCCCAGAGGCGACCUUCGCUGGACGACUCGUCGAAAACGGAGCAAAUACGCAUCUCCAUUUCGGGCCCUAGCGCAGCUGGCAAGUCCUCCCUGCUGGGCACGUUGACAUCGUCUGUGCUCGAUAAUGGUCGGGGCACAAGCCGACUGGGGCUCUUGAAACAUCGACACGAGAUCUCGUCUGGUAUCACCAGCUCUGUGGCUCAUGAGCUGAUCGGAUACAAUGUAAACGGGUCUAGCCCUGACACGUUUGACGUGAUCAACUACGCUUCUGGCAAUAUUGCUGCAUGGGAUGACAUCCAUGCCGCGUCGGAGGGCGGCCGUCUCGCUUUCGUGUCCGACCUCCCAGGGUCGAUCCGAUAUUUGAAAUCUACCUUCAGAGGCAUCAUCAGCUGGGCGCCUCAUUAUGUUUUCCUCUGCAUCCCAGCUACAUGUGACGAUGACACGGUCGCGGAAACCGCGAACAGCCCGUCCGAGCAGUCUGCGGAUCUAUCACAAGCAUUGUCACAUGUGGAACUUUGUGCUAAACUUGAGAUUCCUACGGUGAUCGUCAUCACCAAGAUGGAUGUUGCCUCCCGCACUGGCCUGAGAAAGAAUCUCGCUCAGAUCCUCUCUGCCUUGAAGUCGUCCGGCAAGAAGCCUUCGAUGCUGUCCAUUCCAACAGUUCCGGUUGCAAACUUGCAGCAUGUUGGGGCCAAGGAUACCGGUGAAGUCAGAAAACUGGUCGCCUCGACGGAAAGCUGGCAUUCGACAGUACCAAUCGUCCUUACAAGUGCCGUGGAUGGCUCGGGAAUUGCGAAGUUACAUGCUCUACUCCGAUGCCUCCCAAUACCCACACGGCCGCCAUUGAGAGACGUCUCUUUACCAAAGGCUCUGGCACCGCCGAUCGCCUUCGAGACCGUCUUUGACGUUGAUGAAGUUUUCGCCAUCCCGCCGUCAAAGGUCCACUCUUUGUCCGGUGAUGAGCGACCUAAAGAAACGCAUGGCAUCGUUCUAUGUGGGCUUGUUCGCUACGGAGCUAUCUCGGCAGGUGAUGAGCUCAUCAUAGGGCCUGUCUUGUCCAACGCCGCCGCCGAGCAUGGGGCUGGCACAAGCCCACCUAAAGAUCGGAUGGAGAGACGGUCAGAUGCCCAUCUGUCUACUAGUUCCUCUCGAAGCAGACCGCCGUCCGGGGAUUUUUCAAGUUCAUUUCUCCAUGGUUCCCUCCCAGGGAAGACUCCUCUGGCGGUACAGGCGAGUUGGCAGCGUGUGCGGGUCGUCAGUGUCCGAAACCUGCGGCUACCAGUGCAGAGGUUGACGCGGGACCAAGUAGGGACUAUCGGGAUCGAGCCGUUGGCACUGUCACCGGAUGAUGAGCGACCGCGACUGGGUAAGAUUCGCAAAGGUUCGGUGUUGGUCAAGCUUCCGCCUGGCGCUGGCCCCGCCCCCCGCAGGUUUCACAGCGGAUUCGUGGCCAGCUUCGCGGCCAGUGAAUUCGCCUCUCCUCUCUCCCCGCCCGUGCUGCUGGGCGGCCAUGCCAUUGUCUACGUCGCCAAUGUCCGCUCAACCGUGAGGCUGACGUGCAUGGCGCUGGCGGAGGAUGAGGUGAUCUCGCGCCCGCCCUCACCCACGGAGCCGGAGUUUUUCAGCUUCGAUGGGGAUACCUCUGAUCAUGAACGUGGUCGGGAGCGUGGCGUCCACGAGGUGAUCAAGUGUUCUGGCAGUUCCGAGGCGGGGAAUAUCAGGAUCACCUUCUUGUUUGUUUCCUCGAUUGAGUGGGUGGAAGUCGGGUCGCGGGUGCUUCUGAUGCCUGCAGCGUCGGCAGCCUUGGCUUCUGCACAGGGGGUAGGUUCUCCCUCAGGGUUUGAGGGGUUUGUUGGUCGGGUUUGUGAUGUGGUAUACCCGGCCGAUACCAAGUAGAUAAGGUUGGGUAGGACUACCGAGUUGAUGAUUAUUGUCCCAGCUGUUAGGAAGAGGGGUGUGUUAUGUCUGGUAACUAGUCUCACCAAUGA